AUGCGCAUCCACCUCCCCCUCCAUCCACACCACUUCGCACAGGCAGGCGGGCCGCUCGCAGAGAUUGGAGGCGAGCUGGUCGUCAUUGAACUCCAAGGCGAACUUAGUUGGGAGGGCGAGCAGGCUGGUGGCGUUGUUGGGGUGUUGGGACUGGACCGGCCUCUUCCAAAGCCUUAUGCUGUCAUUCGGCGGGCGGAGGAUCCGGCUGGUGGUGCGCUCGAGGGCGACGCGGAGGAUGAGGAGAGCGACGCGGAUAACGAGGAGGAAAGGAGUCCAAAGCGGCCCGCAGGAGGGAGAGAUAUCCUCGGUCCACUCGCCAAGAAGCGGAGAGUAGACGAGGAUGAUGAUGACGAGCCACCGCUCUUUCCGGAGCAGAAUACCCCGCAGCGCCCGCCACCACCCCUACCGCCCAGUUCGCCGAUCAGCUUCCACCCCUCUAGUGCGCACGACUAUUCGAGCGAUCUUGAUAGCUCGCCAGUCAUGGGCUUCGGUACUCUUCCGCCAUCUGAGUUUGACGAGGACGAGGCGGAGGAGGAGCAGCGCGUUCGGCAUUACGAGGUCGUUGGUGUCGUGCGCAAGAAAAUCGUUUUUGCGUUACGCCCCGAACCCCUCGUCCAGCCCACGCCGCUUCCCGAGUAA
Molecule: messenger RNA, 639 nt
Organism: Cutaneotrichosporon cavernicola
Lineage: Eukaryota; Fungi; Basidiomycota; Tremellomycetes; Trichosporonales; Trichosporonaceae
Exons: 4
Coding region: 1-639 (212 amino acids)
Source: RefSeq, a predicted model, not a curated record